Molecule: messenger RNA, 1328 nt
Organism: Acanthopagrus latus (yellowfin seabream)
Lineage: Eukaryota; Metazoa; Chordata; Actinopteri; Spariformes; Sparidae
Gene: rsad2
Product: radical S-adenosyl methionine domain containing 2
Exons: 6
Coding region: 35-1090 (351 amino acids)
Biological process (GO): defense response to virus; positive regulation of immune response
Cellular component (GO): endoplasmic reticulum membrane; endoplasmic reticulum; lipid droplet
Molecular function (GO): 4 iron, 4 sulfur cluster binding; catalytic activity
Source: RefSeq, a predicted model, not a curated record
AAAACACAGCAGGUGUGAUUCUGUCGGGUCCAAGAUGCAACUCUCCUCCGUCGUCGCUUCUCCCGGGCGGCUGCUGCAGCUCUGCAUCAGCACCCUGUGCUGCAUUCUGACGAGCGCCUUUUCGAAGGUUCGCGGGUGGACGGCGGGAUCCUGCAAGGGGCCAGCCUCAGCUGUUCCGCCUGCGGACAGCGGGCUGGACGCAGGCGAAGCCCAGACCCCGACGAGCGUCAACUACCACUUUACGCGCAAGUGUAAUUACAAAUGCGGGUUCUGUUUCCACACUGCGAAAACUUCCUUCGUCCUGCCGCUGGAGGAAGCCAAGAAGGGCUUGAGGCUGCUGAAGGAAUCAGGCAUGGAGAAGAUCAAUUUCUCUGGUGGAGAGCCGUUUCUGCACGAGAAGGGAGACUUUCUGGGGAAGCUGGUUCAGUUCUGCAAACAGGACCUGCAGCUCCCGAGCGUCAGCAUUGUCAGCAACGGAAGCAUGAUUAAAGAGAGGUGGUUCCAGAAAUACGGCGACCAUCUGGACAUUCUGGCCAUCUCAUGUGACAGUUUCGACGAAGCGACCAACCAGCUGAUCGGCAGGGCUCAGGGCAGGAAGAGCCACCUCGACAACCUCUACAAGAUCCGCGACUGGUGCCAGCAGUACAAGGUGGCGUUCAAGCUCAACUCGGUCAUCAACACCUUCAACGUGGACGAGGACAUGACAGAGAGUGUCACCCAGCUCGGCCCGGUCCGCUGGAAGGUGUUCCAGUGUCUGCUGAUUGACGGGGAGAAUGCAGGAGAGGAGGCCCUGAGAGAGGCGGAGAGGUUCGUCAUCAGUGAGCAACAGUUCCAGGAGUUUCUGGACAGACACAGCAGCGUCUCCUGCCUUGUUCCAGAGUCCAAUGAGAAGAUGAGGAAUUCUUACCUGAUCCUGGAUGAAUAUAUGCGUUUCCUGGACUGCCGAGAGGGAAGGAAAGACCCGUCCAAGUCCAUCCUCGAUGUCGGCGUGAAGGAUGCCAUCCGCUUCAGUGGUUUCGACGAAAAGAUGUUUCUCAAGAGGGGAGGGAAAUAUGUGUGGAGCAAAGCUGACAUGAAGCUGGAGUGGUGAACACCAACGGCUUCAUUAUGCUUUCCCUUUUUGUGUGAUAGCACAGAGCUUUUGUACAAUAAGAGUGUUUUUCAUCAGUGUGUGUUGGUUACUUUUAUAACUUAAUAUAGUGCUUAACUAUUGACAUAAUAAUUUUAAUUUUAAGGGCAACAGUUUAAGAUAGAUACAUUUAAUUGUUUCCUUGCACUGAAUAUUUUUUGAGUAAAUAUUGUAUAUGAUAUAUUAUUUUAAUAAAAAA